This is a messenger RNA of Macroventuria anomochaeta, 1699 nucleotides long. RefSeq lists its product as uncharacterized. Gene Ontology annotation, biological process: protein stabilization; protein folding. NCBI's taxonomy places the organism in Eukaryota, Fungi, Ascomycota, Dothideomycetes, Pleosporales, Didymellaceae. The transcript is spliced from 2 exons. The coding region runs from base 73 to 1614 and encodes 513 amino acids. The record is from RefSeq and is a predicted model, not a curated record. Gene Ontology annotation, molecular function: protein-folding chaperone binding; protein kinase binding; heat shock protein binding. Gene Ontology annotation, cellular component: cytoplasm.
CUCCAAACAGUGUGCAGCCUUGAACAGCGCCACAUAUCAGCCAUACACCACACAUAGAAGAGAUCAGACAACAUGGUGAUCAACUACAGCAAAUGGGAUGCUCUCGAGCUCUCAGAUGACAGCGACAUCGAAGUGCACCCAAACGUCGACAAGAAGUCCUUCAUUCGCGCAAAGCAGGCCCAGAUUCACCAAGAGCGUGACCACAGGCGACACCAAAUCAAGACACUCAAGUACGAGCGCAUAAUCAACGAUGGCCUCACCACGCGCAUCGACCGCCUACUCACAGCCUUGAAGUCACAUAAGGAUAAGCUCGCAGAUGGAGCAAACGAAGACCAACUGGUAUUUCAGGCGAUGAUGGAGAGCAUGCUGGACAUGCAGGAGAACGCACCACCGCCACCACCUGAGGGCGUGCAUGAGCACAUCAAGGACAAGCCUACAUAUCCCCAGAUGAUGGCCAGCAUGGUGGACAUUGUGAAGAAGGAAAUCGACGCAAGCAAGAGCACGGAUUCGCGGUACGAUCAGUUCAUUGCAGGACUACACAAGGAGAAGGAGCGAGUAGAGGACCUCCAGAAGCAGUUACUCGCGAAGCUGGCAGAGCUCGAGAAGGAAGAGAAGAGGCACAUCACAAGCGACGACAUCAAGGAAGGCUUCAGCCACUCCGCCGUUAUGAAGGGGGACCAGAAGAAGCCCGCCACAGCAUCCUCAUCCACAUCGAAAACAGAAACUGUCGAACUGCUCAAUGCCCCCAAGCGCCCUGAAGCCACACGCACCGACACAGGCGACUCGGGCGCAGACGCCGACAUCGAAGAAGGCACCGCCGCCGCCGACGACGACAACGUCGAAGCUUCCCCGCUCGCCAAGAAGUUCGCCGCCAUAAAAGCAGGUGACUGGUACGCCUGCCUCCAAUUCCUCAUGCAACACUCUGAGAUUCUAAAAGAAUCCGAAACCGACGGCCUGCUCGUCGAGGCCUUCAACUCCGAACUCGACGGCAAGCCCAAACACGCCCGGCAAUGCGUGCACCAAGGCCUGCUGCUGCAGUACUGCCGACAACUCGGUGGGCGCCAGGGCGUGGAAUUGUUCUUCAAGCGCAUACAGUCCAAGGACCACCAGGCGAGCAAAAUGUUCAACGAUGAUGUAGAUCAGACCUAUCACAGGAUCAAGACGCGCGCCGCUGAGAUCCUCAAAGAGCGCGCCGAGAACCCCGCGGGAGCUGAGGGCGUCGAGCAAAUCCAACUCCACGCCGUCGACCCAGGCACCACAAUCAACAUCCAAGUCCCGCCCGAGAAGUCGACGGCCGAAGACCCGCGCGAGCGCGAGAUCGAGAUCAUGGCGCGCGGCAUCUUCGAGACGUUUCCACCAGGCUUGCAACGAGCCCUGGAGACGGGCAAGCUGGAGGAGAUUAACAAGGUUUUGGCGAAGAUGAGUGUCGAGGAGGCAGAGGAGGUGGUGGAGAAGUUGGGUGAAGGGGGGAUGUUGAGUGUGGAGCAGGGUGUUAUUGAUGCGACGACUGAGGAGGGGCAGAGGACGUUUGAGGAGAUUGAGAGGAGUAGAAGGAUGCCGGGGGAUAAGGUGAGGGAGGAAGCAACGGACCCGGACACGGGUGACCCGGCUUAGACUAGUGGAUGGAUGACUGAAUGAGAGGAUCGAUUGGGGCAUAUACUACCAAUGUUCAUUGUACAAUAUCGAGAUAAUGAUAUCU